CAACUUGGCACUGGUAAUCUGCCACCCCUGUUUGAAAAUGUUGCUGCAGCAUCAGAGGCAGCACCUGGAAUGGAAUCAAGAAUUCUUGGUGGUUUGGCUUCUGGAGCUGUUGCUGCGGCUGAUGCACAUAGUCUUGGUAGAAUGGGAAAUCAAAUUGCGGGUGCUGCUCUUCAGGCUCCUUUCGUUGAUCCUAUGUAUCUUCAGUACUUGAGAACUUCUGAUUAUGCUGCAGCUCAACUUGCUGCUCUGAAUGACCCCUCCAUGGACAGGAACUACAUGGGUAAUUCUUACAUGAAUUUACUUGAGCUGCAAAAAGCCUAUCUUGGGGCUAUGCUCUCACCUCAGAAGUCACAGUACAAUGUUCCUCUGGGUAAAUCCGGCGGCUCCAAUCAUCUUGGUUACUAUGCAAAUCCUGCAUUUGGUGUUGGUUUGUCUUAUCCAGGAAGUCCAAUGGCAAACUCAGUUGUAUCCACUUCUCCAGUUGGAUCUGGCAGUCCUGUGAGGCACAACGAGCUGAAUAUGCGGUUUGCUUCUGGGAUGAGGAAUUUAGCUGGGGGUGUCAUGGGACCAUGGCACCUAGAUGCUGGAGUCAACAUGGACGAAACCUUUGCUUCUUCCUUGUUAGAAGAGUUCAAAAGUAAUAAAACCAAGUGUUUUGAGCUUUCAGAGAUUUCUGGUCAUGUUGUUGAGUUCAGUGCGGAUCAAUAUGGGAGUCGAUUUAUCCAGCAAAAACUGGAACAAGCAACUACAGAAGAAAAAAACAUGGUUUAUCAGGAAAUUAUGCCUCAUGCUCUGGCUUUGAUGACUGAUGUCUUUGGUAAUUAUGUGGUUCAGAAGUUUUUGGAGCAUGGACUUGCACCUCAGAGAAGAGAAUUAGCUAACAAGCUUUUUGGCCGUCUGACCCUUAGCCUUCAAAUGUAUGGUUGUCGGGUGAUCCAAAAGGCCAUAGAAGUUGUUGAUCUGGAUCAGAAGAUAAAAAUGGUUCAAGAGCUUGAUGGUAAUGUUAUGCGCUGUGUUCGUGAUCAGAAUGGAAACCAUGUCAUUCAGAAGUGUAUAGAAUAUGUCCCCGAAGAUGCAAUUCACUUCAUUGUCUCGACCUUUUUUGAUCAAGUUGUGACACUUUCAACCCAUCCAUAUGGUUGCCGGGUUAUACAGAGAGUACUGGAGCACUGUAAAGAUGCUAAGACACAACAAAAAGUUAUGGAUGAGAUUUUGAGAGCUGUUAGCAUGUUAGCUCAGGAUCAGUAUGGCAAUUACGUUGUUCAGCAUGUGCUAGAACAUGGGAAGCCUCAUGAGCGUUCAGCGAUUAUAAAGGAAUUAGCUGGCAAGAUAGUUCAAAUGAGUCAACAGAAGUUUGCCUCCAACGUCGUUGAGAAGUGUUUGACAUUUGGAGAUUCUUCUGAACGCCAGUUACUAGUGAAUGAGAUGCUUGGCUCCACGGAUGAAAAUGAGCCCCUUCAGGCGAUGAUGAAAGAUCAAUUUGCAAAUUAUGUUGUACAAAAGGUGCUGGAGACUUGUGAUGACCAGCAACGUGAGCUGAUUCUUUCGCGAAUCAAGGUUCAUUUGAAUGCUUUGAAGAAGUACACUUAUGGAAAGCAUAUUGUUGCACGUGUAGAGAAACUAGUUGCUGCUGGAGAAAGGAGGAUUGCUGCUCAGUCUCCUCAUCCUCCUUAGGGCGCAUAUAAAAAGAAGGUUGUUUGUACAGCUAACUGGGGCGAGUGUGGGCUUUUCCUGCAUCUAGAAGAGGUGAUGAAAAACCUAUCUUCUGUUGAGAUAGGCAAUAAAGUUGUCAGUUGUAAUGAAGAACUGUACAUUUUGUAGUGUUAAGUUUAUACGUAUAAAUUAAGCGGAAUGGGUUCCAGAUGCCUGAACACAGCUGAUGCGCCUGCAGAGUAGAUCAAAUAACUAUACGAAGGACUUUUAAGGUUGUAGAGAUUAUAAAGAUGCUGAGCUAGGUUUUUUAAGUUGACGUGACUGUACAAAAAUGUUGCCUUGUGGAGAGCUGUUCAUGUUUAGGCCCAUUAAUUGAGGAAGGAUUUUUCUUGUUAUGCUU
This is a messenger RNA of Neltuma alba, 2053 nucleotides long. Its product is annotated as pumilio homolog 2-like. Gene Ontology annotation, molecular function: mRNA binding. Gene Ontology annotation, biological process: post-transcriptional regulation of gene expression. Gene Ontology annotation, cellular component: cytoplasm. Lineage: Eukaryota; Viridiplantae; Streptophyta; Magnoliopsida; Fabales; Fabaceae. The record is from RefSeq and is a predicted model, not a curated record.